GCGCAGCGCGCGGCCAGGUGCUUCCAGCGGGCCGUGGCCCUCGACCCCGACGACGCCGAGGCUGGGGAGGCGCUCUGCGAUUUGCUUGAUGUGGAUGGGAAGGAGAGCUUGGAGCUUGCUGUGUGCAAGGAGGCUGCUGGCAAGUCGCCGCGCGCAUUUUGGGCAUUCAGGAGACUCGGCUACUUACAGGUUCAUCAAAACAAAUGGUCAGAGGCUAUACAAAGCCUUCAACACUCAAUACGAGGUUACCCGACAUGUGCUGAUUUAUGGGAGGCACUCGGACUGGCUUACCACCGUUUGGGCAUGUUUACUGCUGCAGUAAAGUCAUAUGGGCGUGCUAUUGAACUCGAUAGUUCCAGGGUAUUUGCGUUGAUUGAAAGUGGAAACAUCCAGCUGAUGCUUGGUUAUUUCAGAAAGGGAGUUGAACAGUUUCGUUUAGCUUUGGAGUUGGCUCCUCAUAAUCAUUCUGCAUACUUUGGGCUUGCUUCUGCAUUGCUUGCUUGGUCAAGGCAUUGUGUAGCUACUGGGGCGUUUACCUGGGCAGCUAAUCUGUUAAAGGAAGCAUCAGAAGCUGCUAAAGCUUGUUCUUCCUUGACUGGAAAUCUUUCCUGUGUUUGGAAAUUGCACGCAGACACUCAGCUUGCACUUGCAAGAUGCUUUCCGUGGGAGCAUGGGGAUAUCAAGUGGGGCAUGGAUGAACAUACUUUCAAAGCUUCUGUCCUUGAGUGGAGAAGUACAUGCUUGUCAGCUGCAAAUGGUGCAAAACUCUCAUAUCAACGAGCUUUGCAUCUCACACCUUGGGAAGCUAAUAUUCACAUUGAUACUGCUGCUUGUCUUGAUCUCAUUUGUACCAUGGAGGAGAAUAACUCUGUAGACCCGAUAACUUGGGAGCUUCCAGAGAAAAUGUCGUUGGGUGGUUUGAUGUUGGAACCAGUUAAUAAGGAUUUCUGGGUCACAUUGGGUUUAGUGUCAAGUAAUCAGGCUUUAAAGCAACAUUCUCUUAUCAGGGCACUGCAUUUGGAUAUGUCUCUCUCUGAAGCUUGGGCAUACCUUGGAAAGAUUUACAGACAAUCAGGUCACAAGCAAUUAGCAAGACAAGCAUUUGACCGAGCUCGAAGCAUUGAUCCUUCAUUGGCCUUGCCAUGGGCAGGAAUGUCGGCAGAAGAUCAUAACCAAUAUGGGGCUGGUGCAGUAAACGAGUCUUAUGAAAGCUGCUUGAGAGCUGUGCAGAUACUACCUCUGCCAGAGUUCCAGAUUGGCCUUGGAACUAUUGCUGCUCGUUCUGGUGAACUUCUGUCACCUCAGGUAUUGAUGGCUGUAAGACAGGCUGUUCAGCGAGCGCCUCAUUACCCGGAGUCACACAAUAUAAGUGGAUUGGUUGCUGAAGUCCGAUCAGACUUUCAAUCUGCAAUCGCAUCUUACCAACAGGCGAAAUUUGCUUUAGACAUGAUGUGCAGGUCCAAGUUAGACAACAGAUAUCCUUUUGUUGAUGUUUCGCUGAAUCUUGCCCGGUCACUUUGUAAGGCUGGUCUUGCAACUGAUGCAGCACGGGAGUGCGAAGAGUUGAAAACAAAAGGGUUGCUGAACGUUGAUGGAUUACAGACAUAUGCUUUUGCAUUGUGGAAACUUGGACGGCAUGACGAAGCUCUCUCUGUAUCAAGAAACUUGGCUGAGAAUUUACCUAGUAUGAAGCAGGAGAGUGCAACUGGAGCAUUGGGAUUCAUAUGCACCUUGGCAUACAACAUCACCGGGAAGGAUUCUGCAGCUUUAGUCAUUCAUACACUCCCUGGUCAACCCAGUUAUAACAGAGAGUUGAAAUUCAUCAUCUCUGCAUUAGAUGCUUUGCAGCCAACUAAGCGUUUUCAGUUACCUCAAUUGAGUACGCCUCCUAGACUUACAUCCUAUGAGGUGAUGAGUGAAGUCCACUCAAAUAUUGCUCUGGGGAAGGCAAUUGGUGGGGAAUCAAACAGCUGUUUAGGGGUCGAGGGUGGUUUGUCUUACCUGAAAAAGGUUCUGCACAUGUAUCCUGAUUGCAGUUUAGUAAGAAACCAUCUUGGAUCGCUGCUGCUGUCCGGUGGAGAUUGGACUGCUUCUCACAAAGCAGUAAGGGUUACUUCAUUGUCCCAUGGGCAUACAUCCAAUAGAGGCCUAAGGUCUCCGCAUCAAAUUCAAGCAUCUGCAACAGUGUCUUGCUAUGCUACCUGCACUUCUUAUCCAAAGUUCUCAUUCCCAACAUGUGAAGAUCAGUACUUGAGUCAGUACAAUGCACUAUGCAACCUGCAAAGGUUGGUUCAUCAGGAACCAUGGAACCAAGAUGCACGGUACCUGCUUGUACUUGCUAUUUUCCAAAAGGCACAUGAAGAGAAGUACCCCAAACACAUUAGUACCAUCUUGAAGAGGUUGAUUCUACAAGUACUGUCCAGCAGAAGCAAUUCAGAAGAGAAUAAAAUCGUCCUUUAUGAGAAGUACUUGCUACUCCUAUUGUCUUCAGAGAUUAGUUUGCAAUCUGAUGACCAUGCAAACUGCAUCACUCAAGCUACAGAUGCUCUAAGAGUUACUUCUCCAAGUGCGGAUGCUUUCUUUGCACACUUGCAACUGUGUCGGGCUUAUGUGGUGCAAGGUGAUCUUUCAAGCUCCAGGAAGGAGUACAUGAAGUGCUUGCAGAACCGGACAAAUACUGAGAUUGGCUGGGUAAUGCUGAAGCAACUAGAAUCUCUAUGUUCACCGAGCCCUGGCUCUGAUGAAAUAGAGAUAAAUCUCAAAGAGUGCAUUGAGAGGAAGGGUAGCAACCCAUCAAAAUGGGCAUCUCUUUUUAAUCUAGCAUGUGCUCAGUCCUCUAUGCGGGUUGAGGACUUUGCAAGUGCUGAAAAAGCUCUUGCACAGGCUUGUGCUGAAAAGGAUGCUGAUAGCUGCAUCUUAUUUCUCAAUGGAGCUAUGAAUAUGGAAAUUGCCCGGAGGUACGCAGCUCCUCAAUUUAUAAACCGUGCAGCUUCGAGCCUCAGAAAGGCACAGCAGAAAUCUCAAGCUACUGUACCCAUCGUAUCACUCCUACUGGCCCAAGCAGAAGGCAGCCUUGGCUCCAAAACCAAAUGGGAGAAAAACCUUCGCCUCGAAUGGUUCACAUGGCCCCCAGAACUGCGGCCUGCGGAGCUCUACUUCCAAAUGCAUCUGCUGGCGAGCCAGCUGACUGCGGCAGCAGCUCCUCAGCAGAAGCAGCAGUUGCUGCUGCCGGAGACGAUGCAGAGCCCUGGUGCGUGGCUUCUCAGGGCGAUACACCAGAACCCGUCGUGCUCCAGGUACUGGAAGGCCUUGGAGCAGGUUGUGUACGUGUAAAUUCGUGACUCUCGUAGCUGAGUGGCACGUAGCGAAUUCGUUAACGCAGCUGUAGCGUACAUUGUGUCUGACUUGACGGUGGACUUUAACUGGACUCUCCCAACACUGGGAGCUUAGAGCUCUUAGAGGAUGAGCCUAUGAGGUGCUCUAGCGACAUGUAUUUUGUUGUUGUAAACUGAAUCUCUCUUGACAUUUCCCUCUCUGGGAGUAGCUGGAAGUUGAGGCUGCAUACAAACAAAUUGGUGUGCUGGUCUUGUGCAUUUUAUCCCAAAAUCAAACCACCCCUUUUCCUUGCAA
This is a messenger RNA of Lolium rigidum, 3630 nucleotides long. Its product is annotated as tetratricopeptide repeat protein SKI3-like. Gene Ontology annotation, molecular function: protein binding. NCBI's taxonomy places the organism in Eukaryota, Viridiplantae, Streptophyta, Magnoliopsida, Poales, Poaceae. The transcript is spliced from 20 exons. The record is from RefSeq and is a predicted model, not a curated record. Gene Ontology annotation, cellular component: Ski complex. Bases 304 to 3333 code for a protein of 1009 amino acids.